Messenger RNA from Colletotrichum destructivum, 1301 nucleotides. Its product is annotated as Putative nitronate monooxygenase, aldolase-type TIM barrel. Lineage: Eukaryota; Fungi; Ascomycota; Sordariomycetes; Glomerellales; Glomerellaceae. The coding region runs from base 219 to 1211 and encodes 330 amino acids. The transcript has 3 exons. Gene Ontology annotation, molecular function: nitronate monooxygenase activity. The record is from RefSeq and is a predicted model, not a curated record.
UCAGCUAGUCUGCCGUCAGGCUCGUGGCUUCUGUUCCCUUUUUCUCAUUGUGGUGAUGUAUGUUGCUUUCUUCAUCAUUUAGACCGGCUUUUCUAUUUGGAUACCUCCUUGUUGUCUCUCCCCCUCUUUCCUCGUUUCCUCCCAUCAGCGCACAUAGUCAGUUCGUGCCCGCCCGCCACAGCGCUAUCGAAUAGAGAACGUGUCCAGAUUUGCCCAACAUGCCUUUCGACACCGAGCUGACCCGACGAUUGGGUAUCAAAGUGCCCAUCGUCCAAGGGGGCAUGCAGCACGUCGGCACAGCCGACCUCGCCUCGGCCGUGUCCAAUGCCGGUGCCCUCGGCAUCAUCACCGCCCUCAUCUUCCCGACCCCCGAGGAGCUGCGCAAGGAAAUCCAGCGCUGCAAGACGCUGACGACCCGCCCCUUCGCCGUCAACAUCACUCUCCUCCCGGCCCUUGUACCCCCCGACUAUGCCGCCUACGCCCAGGUCGUCAUUGACGAGGGCAUCCGCAUCGUCGAGACGGCCGGCAACUCGCCCGGCCCCGUCAUCAAGCAGCUUAAGGCCGCCGGCGUCACCAUCCUGCACAAGUGCACGACGAUCCGCCACGCGCAGAGCGCCGUCAAGCUCGGCGUCGACUUUCUGAGCAUCGACGGCUUCGAGUGCGCCGGUCACGUCGGCGAGUCGGACAUCACAAACUUCAUUCUGCUGUCGCGCGCGCGCCAGUCGCUGAAGGUGCCCUUCAUUGCCAGCGGCGGCUUCGCCGACGGCCAGGGGCUUGCGGCGGCACUGUGCCUCGGCGCGUGCGGCAUCAACAUGGGCACGCGCUUUAUGUGCACACUCGAGGCGCCGAUCCAUCACAAGAUCAAGGAGGAGAUCGUCAAGGCCCAGGAAACGGACACGGCGCUGCUCCUGCGGCGGUGGAGGAACACCACGCGGCUCUACAAGAACAAGGUCACGGAGGAAGCCAUCAAGGUCGAGCUGGAGAGCAAGUCGGGAGAGUUUUCCGAGAUCGCGCCGCUCGUGAGUGGGAAGCGGGGCAAGGAGGUCUUCAUCACGGGCGAUCCCGACUAUGGCGUCUGGACGGCCGGGCAGGUCAUUGGGCUGAUUCACGACAUCCCCUCGGUCAAGGAUCUGGUUCCCAGGAUAGAGAAGGAGGCCGAGGCAGCGUUGCGGGAGAGGCUAUCGCUCAUCAAGCCGGCGGCCAAGUUGUAGAUAGCAGGCAUACACACUGCUGUCUGGAGAGAGAUAGAGAGAGAUGUAGAAUAAUGGACCACCAUGCGUAUUGUGACGAUUCUAUCCAAG